Pantherophis guttatus is the source of this 910-nucleotide messenger RNA. It is a transcript of the gene NDUFS7, whose product is annotated as NADH:ubiquinone oxidoreductase core subunit S7. Gene Ontology annotation, molecular function: 4 iron, 4 sulfur cluster binding; quinone binding; NADH dehydrogenase (ubiquinone) activity. The record is from RefSeq and is a predicted model, not a curated record. Lineage: Eukaryota; Metazoa; Chordata; Lepidosauria; Squamata; Colubridae. Gene Ontology annotation, cellular component: respiratory chain complex I. Gene Ontology annotation, biological process: electron transport coupled proton transport; aerobic respiration; mitochondrial respiratory chain complex I assembly.
GAACGCGAGGCAAGGCGGCUCCGGUUCCAACCCGGAGCGGUGGAGGGAGGUGCACCGGCCGCCUGUCCUUGUCCGCAGCUAGCAAGGGUGCCUUGAAGGGCUGCGGGGGAGGGGAGGGAGACGCGGCGAUGGCUGCGCUGCCCGUUUCUUGCAUGGUCCCACGUGGCUUGUUCCUUUUGAGGCCCAUUGUGAGUUCCACCAGUUCUUCCCGCUUGCUGCAUCAGACACCUUCAGCUGAGAGUGCUGACAGUUCCGUCCAGGUUCAGGAGAAGAGCAGUGCCAUUGUUCAGAAGAAGCCGCUGCUUCCCAGCAGUCGAGGAGAAUAUGUCGUCACCAAGCUGGAUGAUUUGGUCAACUGGAUCCGUCGAAGCUCCUUGUGGCCGAUGACCUUCGGCUUGGCAUGUUGCGCCGUCGAGAUGAUGCACAUGGCCUCUCCCCGCUAUGACAUGGACCGUUUUGGGGUGGUUUUCCGGGCGAGUCCCCGGCAAGCUGAUGUCAUGAUUGUGGCCGGCACUUUGACCAACAAGAUGGCUCCUGCCCUCCGGAAGGUUUAUGAUCAGAUGCCCGAGCCACGUUACGUGGUGUCCAUGGGGAGCUGUGCCAAUGGUGGAGGUUACUAUCAUUACUCGUAUUCCGUGGUGAGGGGCUGUGAUCGGAUCGUGCCCGUGGACAUCUAUGUGCCAGGCUGCCCUCCUACGGCUGAGGCCCUCCUGUACGGCAUCCUGCAGCUCCAAAGGAAGAUUAAACGAGCGAAAGCGAUCCAGAUCUGGUAUCGGAAAUAAACGGGCUUGUUUGCAAGCUGCCAUGUUGAAAAUGGCCGCCCUAACUGUAGCUGUAGCCCACACGUUAAACUGCUGUGUAUAAACUUUUGUCAAUAAACUUAAUAAUUAUUGUAUCUGGAGAAAAGGGG